Molecule: messenger RNA, 1875 nt
Organism: Paramacrobiotus metropolitanus
Lineage: Eukaryota; Metazoa; Tardigrada; Eutardigrada; Parachela; Macrobiotidae
Exons: 2
Coding region: 1-1869 (622 amino acids)
Molecular function (GO): oxidoreductase activity; copper ion binding
Source: RefSeq, a predicted model, not a curated record
AUGGCCUUUCAGGCGGUUUAUUUGUUGCUGUGCCUUUUUGAAAUAACGUUGCUAAAAUUAACAGCGUACGGUCAGCAGCCGCCUUAUCUCGCCGUUCACGAUGAGACCUUUCAUCCGGAUGGCGUGUUAAGGGUGACCGUGGCGGAUAUUGCCAUCGACUGUACCACCCGGCGUUCGGUCGUAAUUAACGGCAGCGUCCCGGGUCCGGAACUGCGGUUCCGUGAAGGUCAGCGGGUGUGGAUUCGCGUGUAUAACGAUAUGGAAAGCGAUAAUUUGACCAUUCACUGGCAUGGCCUCACCCAGCGCAUGGCCCCCUUCGCCGACGGCACCCCCAUGGUCAGCCAGUGGCCCAUCCCGCCGCACCACUACUUCGACUACGAACUGAAAACCCAGCCCGGCGAUGCCGGCACCUACUUCUACCACUCCCACGUGGCCUUUCAGGCCAUCACCGCCACCGGGGCGCUGAUCAUCGAGGAAGCCGACGGCCAGCCGGCCUUCGAGUACGACGAGGACCGCAUUAUCCUCCUCCAGGACGUCUACCACCAGACCGACCAACAGAUCAUCGGCCAAAUCACCAGCGACCACUUCACCUGGCCGGGUGAUCCCGACAACGUCCUGGUCAACGGGAAGUCGCGGGCCGCCACCGCGCUGACCAACCAAUCCGGUCCCGGAUGCGAGAUGGCGGUGGUGGAGCUGGAGAUGAACCGGACGUACAGGGUGCGCUUCAUCGGCGGGAUGGCGUACUCCCAGGUGUACGUGACCUUUGAGGAGCACGUCAAUCUCGUGCUGGUUGAAGUGGACGGACGAUACGUCAUGCCGCAUGUCAUCGAUCACCUAGAAAUCACCUCCGGACAACGGUACAGUGUCAUUUUGUUUUCCAAAUCCCGGGAGGAAUUAACACGGUCCGAUGGGUCGGUGAAAAAUCGCUUCUGGAUUCAAAUGGAGACCCGGUCUCCGGAUAACAACACGCUGUUAUACACCAUCCUCCAUUAUAAAACGGAUUAUCUUCCGGUGGAUAAAUUCACACUUCCGGUGACCCCGCCGCUGGUGUUGCCGAACGAGACGUUUGCGGCGAAAGGUUGGUUAGAAGACAAACUGGAGCAGUUGAAUAAAAAUCCCUCGAACCCGCUGCCGCAUCUGGAAGAGGUCACCCGCCGCGUGUACGUCCAUGUCCAGGAAAUUAUUAACUUCAUGCCACCCGUCGUCAACUCGCACUUCGAACAAGACGGGUUGCCGUGGUACGAGAACACCCCGAUGGAGCCCUACCUCGUGACGUUAUACAAAAACGCCACCAAGUUCCCGGAUUACGAGCGCGCCCUGCAGAACGGCGGCUUCGACAACGUCACCCGGACGUUCCCCGCGAAAAUCGGGGAGGUCCUGGAGAUCGUCUGGAUCAGUGUCGGGCGCACCGGUCCGGACUUCCUCGCCGGGGUGGUGUUCACCCAUCCCUGGCACGCCCAUGGCGGACACUACUGGGACGUGGGCACCGGCACCGGGGCGUAUGAUCCCGUCACCAAUGAAGCGCGGUUGCGAGCGCGCCACGGCCGCACGAUCACCCGCGACACGUCGAAUCUGUACCGGCCCAGUGUGUCGGCGGAACAGACGAUGGGUCCCGGGGCGCCGUAUACGUGGCGGGCUAUGCGCAUCCGGGUGCAGAACCCCGGGGUGUGGAUGAUUCACUGCCACGCUCUGCAGCAUAUGAUCAUGGGGAUGCAGACGGUGUGGGUGUUCGGGGAACUGGCGGAUUUGACACCGUUGCCGGUGAAUGUGGUGGAGGCGGGGUAUUUGACCUUUGGAGGGCAGGCCUACGGGAAUGAAGUGAGGCCGGCGACGGUGAUGCACUACUGGAAUAAUGACUGUGCGGUUUAGGUUUAG